AUGAAGUCUGAAGACGCAGGCACGCGUGCGUCCUCGCCGACCAUCACGGAGGAGCAGGACUGGAACGCAAAGGACUCUGAUGGCCUGCUAAAGUCAAAAGAGAAUCAUGAGAGCGAAGAUGGAAAGCCAACUCACUUUUUGCAGAGGAAAAUCCCUGUCAAACUCCACCUGAUAAUUUUCAGCUUCUGCGUCUUGUCUCUGCUGGGCAUGGCGGCCCUGCUCGCUAGGAGCUGGCGAGGAGGCACGAAGAAGCCAUUUCUCUAUUCGCCCGCGAACGAAGCCGUCGAGUACUACAUCGGGGAGUUCUCGGACGGCAACGAUCCUCACGGCAUGUACGUCGGGGAGCCUCGACCGUCGCUGGAGAAGGCGUGGCAAGACUUGCUAGGCCCGAUGAAUGUCCGGCUGUCGUUGCAGGACGUCCAGGCGUUUGGGCGUGAGGCGACGGCAGUUGGGAUGUCGGAUGGCAGCGGCUACAUCGGCACGCUGAAUGUGUAUCACGAGCUGCACUGCGUGCGGUGGCUUCACAAAUACGUCUACCAAGAGCACUACUGGCCGGGGUUGGAUGACGAGCAGCGGAGAAAGAACAGAAUCCACAGCAAAAGACGAGAAAAGAAAACGAAGAGAAGGGAGAAGAAAGCUAAUCAUGGAGCCACGACAGACCACUGCCUGGGUACCCUCAAAAGCUUUGCCAUGUGCCACGGCGACGUCGGCAUGGUCAUUUACAGCUGGCAAAAGGACGUGCUCAAGCCCGGCGCCAACGGUACGGGCCACACGUGCGUCAACUGGGACAAGAUCUCGAAGUGGACCGAGGAACGAACCGUCAACAUGUACGAGCCGGGUUUGAUCAUCCACCCGCAGCUUGGGCCGGCAUAUGCCGAAGAAGAGAAUAGCAAUGAGGAGCACAUCUAUGGCGCGCUGCACAGCCAUGGAGGAAGCCCGUAA
Cordyceps fumosorosea ARSEF 2679 is the source of this 942-nucleotide messenger RNA. RefSeq lists its product as hypothetical. The record is from RefSeq and is a predicted model, not a curated record. Lineage: Eukaryota; Fungi; Ascomycota; Sordariomycetes; Hypocreales; Cordycipitaceae. Gene Ontology annotation, biological process: mycotoxin biosynthetic process. The transcript has 6 exons. Bases 1 to 942 code for a protein of 313 amino acids.